UAAUGGUAUGGGGUUUUAGUUUACAGUGGAAAUCAUAUGUUUUUUUUGUCCAGUUCAACUUGCAGUCCGUUGUCUUCCUGGAAAACUCUAAUUUUCCAUUGUUAAUAAAUUAUCAACCCAGAAAACAAUUAACAAUUGAAACCUGAAAAAAAUGUCUGCUUUUCAUGUCUCCAAUUUCAUCAUUACUACGAAUGCCUCGUCAACUCAUCCGAAGUUCCCCUGUUUUUCUCUCUUCCAAAAAUCUCUUUCGUUUCCCUACUCCGUUCCUCAGUCUCAAAGGAAAAUCACAACUUUCGUCUCUUCAAAAUCGUCGGAAGCAGGGGAGUUGUCGACCGCAGAAGACGAGUGGCUCAGCAGACUCCCGGACAAGAACAAGCCCCUUUACUCCCACAGCCUGCCCUGCAUUGAAGCAUGGCUUAGGAGCUUAGGGUUUUAUCAGACCAGAGAUGACCGUGCUGUUUGGUUGAUUGAAAAACCUGAUUGGGAUGCCCAGUUAUCUCUUGAUGUCACUGAUCUUUGUAUAAGGUAUUUGAAGAGCGGACCUGGGAAUCUUGAACGAGACAUGGAAAGGAGAUUCAGUUAUGCACUGAGUAGAGAGGAUAUCGAAAAUGCAAUACUCGGAGGACCGUAAAGACCUUUAGUUAGUUCCUCAUCAUGAAUAUCUUUCAAUCAAGCAGUUGCAACACUUUAUCAACUUCCUAAACUUUGAGGAUAUCCUACCACUGCAAAUUUGCAAUCUUAUGCCUUUUCUCCUGUCUCUUGUCUUAGUCUCUUAGAUUGAAGUUAAGCAAGUUAUGGGCAUUUUAUGACCU
Messenger RNA from Hibiscus syriacus, 812 nucleotides. RefSeq lists its product as uncharacterized. The coding region runs from base 152 to 631 and encodes 159 amino acids. Lineage: Eukaryota; Viridiplantae; Streptophyta; Magnoliopsida; Malvales; Malvaceae. The record is from RefSeq and is a predicted model, not a curated record. The transcript is spliced from 2 exons.